AUUUUGAAAAGGCUCCAUAGAAAGUUUCUGUUCAUCACCUUAUAAUAAGGCAGUUUGAAUACUCAACUUCUGUGUACAAAAAAACUAGAGGAAGAGAAAUGGCAGAAAGUAAGAAGUUCAUCGUAGAGAUUGAGAAGGCAAGGGAAGCUGAAGAUGGAAAGCCAUCAGUUGGGCCGGUUUACAGAAACGCGAUUGUCAGAGAUGGAUUCAGACAGUUGCCCCGAGGCCUCGAGAGCUGCUGGGAUAGUUUCUGCCAAUCUGUGGAGAAAUAUUCUGAUAGCCCAAUGCUUGGUGAAAGAGAAAUGGUGGAUGGAAAGGUGGGCCGAUACGUCUGGUUAACUUACAGACAAGUGUACGAUUUAGUCCUAACAGUCGGUGCCUCCAUUCGUUCUUUCGGUGUUACUCAAGAAGACAAAUGUGGCAUAUACGGUGCAAACUGCACACGCUGGGUUGUAAGCAUGCAGGCAUGCAAUGCGUAUGGUCUCUACUGUGUGCCACUAUACGACACUCUGGGUGCCGGUGCAGUGGAAUACAUCAUCUGCCACGCUGAGAUCUCAAUUGCCUUCGUAGAAGAAAACAAAAUCUCCGAGCUGUUGAAAACAUUUCCCAGCUCUGGAAAAUACAUGAAAAUUAUUGUAAGCUUUGGAGAGGUGACUCUGGAACAAAGGCAGGUUGCUGGAAAUUUUAGCUCGAAUAUAUAUUCUUGGAGUGAAUUUUUGCUUCUGGGAAAGAGAAAGAAAUACGACAUCCCAAUGAAGAAGAAGACCGAUAUCUGCACAAUAAUGUACACUAGUGGAACAACAGGCGACCCAAAGGGAGUGAUGAUCUCGAACGAGAGCAUUCUGUCAAUCAUUUCUGGAGUAAAUCACCAUUUAGAGAGCAUGAAUGAAGAGUUCAGUGAGGCAGAUGUGUACAUUUCCUAUCUCCCACUGGCUCAUAUAUUUGACCGUGUUAUCGAAGAACUCUUCAUCUCAAAGGGCGCAUCGAUUGGAUUCUGGCACAAGGAUAUCAAGAAGCUUCUAGAUGACAUUCAAGAGCUCAAACCAACAGUCCUAUGUGCUGUUCCGCGCGUCUUAGACAAGAUCUACACAGGUUUGGUGGAGAAGAUUUCUUCUGCUGGUAUAAUCAGACAGACAAUCUUCAACGCGGCGUAUGCCUACAAGCUACAUAAUAUGAGAAAAGGGUACAAGCAUGCUGAGGCAGCUCCAAAAAUCGACAAACUUGUGUUCAAGAAGGUCAAAGAAGGCCUAGGAGGAAAACUGCGCCUUAUCCUAUCUGGAGCAGCGCCUCUUUCUCCCAGUGUGGAGACAUAUCUACGCGUUGCUACCUGUUCUCAUGUCUUGCAAGGAUAUGGUUUGACAGAAACAUGUGCAGGAUCGUUUGUUGCAAGGCCAGACGAGCUAAGCAUGGUUGCCACAGUUGGCCCUCCCCUCCCAGUUGUAGACGUAUGCCUAGAAUCUGUUCCUGAUAUGGAAUACAACGCGCUUUCUUCAACACCACGUGGAGAGAUAUGCAUCAGAGGGAAAUGCUUGUUUUCGGGCUACUACAAACGCGAGGAUCUCACCAAAGAGGUCAUGACUGAUGAGUGGUUCCACACAGGGGAUAUUGGUGAGUGGCAGCCAGAUGGGAGCAUGAAGAUCAUUGACAGGAAGAAGAACAUUUUCAAGCUCUCACAGGGGGAGUACGUGUCAGUCGAGAACUUGGAAGGCAUCUACUCCCUCGCCUCCGCCAUAGACUCGGUAUGGAUCUAUGGCAGUAGCUACGAGUCAUUCCUUGUUGGUGUUGUCAACCCCAACCUUGAUUCCCUUAAGCGUUGGGCUGAAGAGCACACGGUUGAUGGGGACGUUGGCACCAUAUGCACAGAUCCAAGAGCUAGAGCCUACAUUCUAGGAGAGCUGACAAAGAUUGGGAAAGAUAAUAAGUUGAAAGGAUUUGAGUUCAUCAAAGGUGUAUAUCUAGACCCUGUGCCAUUUGACAUGGAACGUGAUCUUAUAACUCCCACUUUCAAGAAGAAGAGGAACAACUUUCUCAAGUAUUAUCAGAAGCCCAUUGAAGAUAUGUACAAUAGCACCAAAUGAGAGAGAGGGAGAGAUUCACAACCAUUUCUUGUGAUUGAAUAAACAACAUACUGUGAUAAAAUCUUGGUUUAUAUGACUGUUA
This is a messenger RNA of Salvia splendens (bonfire salvia), 2160 nucleotides long. RefSeq names its product long chain acyl-CoA synthetase 4-like. Gene Ontology annotation, molecular function: long-chain fatty acid-CoA ligase activity. The transcript is spliced from 17 exons. Gene Ontology annotation, biological process: fatty acid metabolic process. The coding region runs from base 99 to 2078 and encodes 659 amino acids. Gene Ontology annotation, cellular component: endoplasmic reticulum; membrane. The record is from RefSeq and is a predicted model, not a curated record. NCBI's taxonomy places the organism in Eukaryota, Viridiplantae, Streptophyta, Magnoliopsida, Lamiales, Lamiaceae.